CACUUCUGGGCUUCUGGCCACCAUGUGGAUGCUCACGCCCAUUGCUUUUGCUGGGAAGACGCUGAGCCUGUUCAGGCAGCCUCUGAGCUCUUUGUGGGGGCGUCUGGUGCCACUGUUCUGCUGGUUGAAGGCAGUAUUCUGGUUGCGAGGAGCCACAAGGGCACAGCGGCAGCAGGUCAGGGGAGAGCCAGAUGAAGCUGAGGAAGAAGAGGGAGAGGACAUCUAUGUGCCCACCACCCCCACCAGCGUCAACUACCACUUCACUCGCCAGUGCAACUAUAAAUGCGGCUUCUGUUUCCACACGGCCAAAACGUCCUUCGUGCUGCCCCUCGAGGAGGCUAAGAGGGGACUGAGUUUGCUAAAGAAAGCUGGUAUGGAGAAGAUCAACUUUUCGGGCGGAGAGCCAUUCAUCCACGACCGGGGAGAAUAUCUGGGCAAGUUGGUGAAGUUCUGCAAAGUGGACCUCCAGCUGCCAAGCGUGAGCAUUGUGAGCAACGGAAGCCUGAUCCGGGAGAGGUGGUUCCAGAAUUACGGUGAAUAUUUGGACAUUCUUGCCAUCUCCUGUGACAGCUUUGAAGAGCAAGUCAAUGUCCUUAUUGGCCGUGGUCAAGGAAACAAGAAUCAUGUGGAAAAACUUCAAAAACUGAGGACAUGGUGUAGAGAUUAUAGAGUUGCUUUCAAGAUAAAUUCUGUCAUUAAUCGAUUCAAUGUGGGAGAGGACAUGAACGAACAGAUUAAGGCGCUAAACCCUGUCCGCUGGAAAGUGUUCCAAUGCCUCUUAAUUGAGGGUGAAAAUUCUGGAAAAGAUGCUCUAAGAGAAGCUGAAAGAUUUAUAAUUAGUGAUGAAGAAUUCGAAGAAUUCUUAGAGCGUCACAAAGACGUGUCCUGUUUGGUGCCUGAAUCUAACCAAAAGAUGAAAGACUCCUACCUUAUCCUGGAUGAAUACAUGCGCUUUCUCAACUGUAGAAAUGGGCGGAAGGAUCCUUCCAAGUCUAUCCUGGAUGUUGGAGUGGAAGAAGCUAUAAAAUUCAGUGGAUUCGAUGAAAAGAUGUUUCUGAAGCGAGGAGGAAAAUAUGAAUGGAGCAAGGCCGAUCUGAAGCUGGAUUGGUAAACAGGAAGCGGAACAAGAUCUUGGCCCACUAGCAGGAAAACUCCAAGUGCAGCUGUCAAUGUCUGCAAUACUGUCCUGUUGUUAUUUCACA
This is a messenger RNA of Carlito syrichta (Philippine tarsier), 1202 nucleotides long. It is a transcript of the gene RSAD2, whose product is annotated as radical S-adenosyl methionine domain containing 2. Gene Ontology annotation, cellular component: mitochondrion; lipid droplet; endoplasmic reticulum membrane. Gene Ontology annotation, molecular function: 4 iron, 4 sulfur cluster binding; catalytic activity. Gene Ontology annotation, biological process: positive regulation of immune response; defense response to virus. The record is from RefSeq and is a predicted model, not a curated record. The transcript has 6 exons. Lineage: Eukaryota; Metazoa; Chordata; Mammalia; Primates; Tarsiidae. The coding region runs from base 23 to 1111 and encodes 362 amino acids.